CGUGAUUUGCCACGGUGGUCGUCUAUUGUAUGGUUUUAUUUAACUAGGCAUGCCUUGCAGGUUUUUAUCACUGUCUACAUUUGAAAGCUUCACGUGAAGCUGAAGCGGAACAGCACAAUUUCAGUAGUGGAAGAACAUAGCAAGAUAACGUUAGCUACUGUAGCUAGGAGCAGACAGGGAUGCAAAAGGUCAUCACAUGAUGUAUGGUGGCUUGCUAGGUGGCCAAUUGUGUUUAUCAAGUGUCUACAGCCCUUGUUCUAGUCUUCACAUCAGAUUAGCGGAACAGAAAAAUACAGACCAGGAAGGGUUCAGCAGCGCGUGGGCGCCCAGGGAGCCAUUGCCUGAGUCCCAAGAAGUCGUCACCAAGAGUCAGCCAGAUAUGAAUGCCACCAAGGGAGGCCUGGUCAUCUUCACGGCCAACUCCAAUCCAUCCUGCAUGGAGCUGGGCAAGAGGAUUGCAGAGCGCCUCGGAGUGGAGCUGGGGAAAGUGCAGGUGUAUCAGGAGGCCAAUCGAGAAACACGAGUUCAGAUUCAGGAGUCUGUUCGAGGAAAAGAUGUCUUCAUCAUCCAGACGGUCUCUAAAGACGUGAAUACGAUCGUCAUGGAGCUCCUGAUCAUGGUGUAUGCCUGCAGGACCUCCUGUGCGCGCAGCAUCAUCGGGGUCAUACCGUACUUUCCCUACAGCAAGCAGUGUAAGAUGAGGAAGAGGGGCUCCAUUGUGUCCAAGCUCCUCGCCUCCAUGAUGUGUAAAGCAGGGCUGACCCAUCUGAUCACCAUGGAUCUGCACCAGAAGGAGAUCCAGGGUUUCUUCAAUAUCCCUGUGGAUAACCUGCGUGCCUCCCCCUUCCUCCUGCAGUACAUCCAAGAGGAGAUUCCUGACUAUAGAAAUGCAGUAAUUGUGGCCAAAUCUCCGGCUUCUGCAAAAAGGGCGCAGUCUUUCGCUGAGAGACUCCGGCUGGGCAUCGCGGUCAUCCACGGCGAGGCGCAGGACGCCGAGUCGGACCUUGUGGAUGGCCGGCACUCCCCUCCCACUGUCAAAAACAUCGGCGCCAUACACCCCAGCCUGGAGAUACCCUUGCUGAUUCCCAAAGAAAAGCCUCCAAUCACCGUGGUUGGGGAUGUCGGGGGACGGAUCGCUAUCAUUGUGGAUGACAUCAUUGAUGACGUGGCCACUUUCCUGGCAGCAGCAGACACUCUGAAAGAGAGAGGGGCUUACAAAAUCUACGUAAUGGCAACACACGGCAUCCUGUCCUCUGACGCACCCCGGCUCAUAGAGGAGUCAGCCAUUGAUGAGGUGGUGGUGACCAACACGAUCCCCCACGAGAUCCAGAAGCUGCAGUGCCCCAAGAUCAAGACGGUGGACAUCAGCAUGAUCCUGUCCGAGGCCAUCCGCCGCAUCCACAACGGGGAGUCCAUGUCCUACCUGUUCCGCAACAUCGGCGUGGACGACUGACGGCGCGGCCGGGGCGUCUCGCCCGCCCCCCCGGCGCCCGGCUGCACGGUGGCCAAGUCUCGCUCGGUGCGCUCGCUUUGCCUCAGUGUUGCGGGGACUCCGUGCUCCGAAGCUGAAGCUGUACGCCAUAGAUUUUAAUUCUCCGUUUCCGGUAGACCUUUCGGGCCCAGGAUUCGUUAUUUUAUUGAAGUUGUUUCCACCGCUUGAAGCAAACGUAGUCUCUGAAUCAGUGCUUGCUAAUGUACGGUCGGUUGUCCGUGGAUCGCUGCCGUUGCCAGAAUGUGCAGAUCUGUGAGUGAAUUUGAAGGGGAGGGUGGUAAUGGUUGUGCAGUGCAGCAUGAAUUCAAAUGGCAGGUAGAAGCUUAGUCAUUUUUUAUAAAACCCACUGCAGUUAAAGGCCAAACCAGGGAUUUCAAACAGCUGGGAAUCGAUUGUCAGCACCUUGCAGCAGCCUUGGACCUCUUCAUUUUCUGGCUCUGUAUGUACAGUGACACUCUUUGCCCUCUGUCAUAAUCACAGGGUCCCAUCUCCCCUGUCCUACACUUAUUUUUAUUUGCUGUGGGACGUUCCAUACCUGUAUUGUGACUGGCUUCAUCCCUGAAGCCGCCCUGGGCAGGCAUAUACCUCCACUGCUCGAAAGCUUUACAGCAGUUUAUACUUGACUGUAUAAUCAUGUCAUUUUGCCUCAAGUUUCUCUCUUUUGUACUUUUUAUCUGUCUAAAAUACGAUAGCUGUCCCAGAGUGUAAAACAGGGUAUAAUACACUUCAAAAUGGUUAUCUAUUCUUAAAUCUUUUUAUACUCUAGUAGAUGGAAAGAGAUGCCUGAAAUAACAUCACAACCCAAAUGUAAAGUUUAAAUGAAAUAAUGUUUUUGUUUGUUCACCGUGAAGGCGUGUCCACUUUUUACGAGGUACCAGUUUCCCCCAGAAUCCCUCAGGCUUCCUAGUUAACUCUGUACUUGUGACCCUGGGUGUUGCUCUGACUUUUCAGUGUAAUCUCAUGUUUAAAUGAUCUGGGAGUAAGAUUUGGUGUUUAUUUAAUUGCUUCCAUUUAUUUUCUGAUAACUCAGUCCUUUCUGUAAACACAGGCCGUAUGCCUUCAAAAGCUGAUCCUGGAACACCACACCGCUUAGCGGAGACAAAAAUACUUUUUAAUUACCUUAAAUUACGGGGCUGUAAAUGUACUGGAUAUUAAUAUUUUAAAUUUAGAAGACAAUGAGCAAAAACUAAAAAAAUAUUUAUUUUUAUUUAUUUAUUCUUUUUGUCACUAGGUGGUGUCACUGAGUGUUAAAUUUGGUUUCUCAGGAGAACUGUUGAAUAUAAGUGAAGAAUGAUGUAAAACUGGGAGGACUUGUCUCACAUUAAGAGCCAGGACUGCUGGCUGAAGGCUGGGGGGGUGGGGGGUGGGUGGGUGUGGAGCAGACACCCGACACCUGUUUUUGGUUGAAUUGUAAACCUUUCCUUGCAUUUUUAAUGGAUCAUUUUAAGGCCAAUUCAAGUGGAAAAAAAAGAAACACCAGAUGAAAGCAAUUACCCCAGCCCUAGCUUUUGUAUUUAUUUUCAGCGACUGAUAAAAAAUAAAAACGGUCAAAUUUC
Anguilla rostrata (American eel) is the source of this 3048-nucleotide messenger RNA. RefSeq names its product phosphoribosyl pyrophosphate synthase-associated protein 2. The coding region runs from base 197 to 1453 and encodes 418 amino acids. The record is from RefSeq and is a predicted model, not a curated record. Gene Ontology annotation, molecular function: ribose phosphate diphosphokinase activity; ATP binding; magnesium ion binding. The transcript is spliced from 11 exons. NCBI's taxonomy places the organism in Eukaryota, Metazoa, Chordata, Actinopteri, Anguilliformes, Anguillidae. Gene Ontology annotation, cellular component: ribose phosphate diphosphokinase complex; cytoplasm. Gene Ontology annotation, biological process: purine nucleotide biosynthetic process; 5-phosphoribose 1-diphosphate biosynthetic process.